AUGAACCCAGCAACGUCAAUGGCUUGUGUACAGAUAAUCAUGUCUUCUCACUUCUCCUAUGCUGGUUCUAUGGAGGCCCAGGACAACUACGACAUGUUCGACAUUGAUUUCGACAGACCUUACCGACGGUGGUUCUAUCUGGGCUUUCUGGUUCCUGUUUUGUGGGUCUAUCUCGCUCUCAAGGGUGGAAUUGAACUGUGGAAGCUGUCGAGAACCAACAUUUCUCCCCAUGCUCCAACCGCUAUCGAGUUGCAUGCUCAAAAGCUCUCUUGUGUUGGUUCUUGGGUGACCAAUUCCGUAUGUGGGUUGGUUUUUUACGCCGUCUGCGGCUGGACCCUUUAUAUGAUGGUGAUGAGUCGGUGGUAG
Yarrowia lipolytica CLIB122 is the source of this 366-nucleotide messenger RNA. RefSeq lists its product as uncharacterized. The record is from RefSeq and is a predicted model, not a curated record. Lineage: Eukaryota; Fungi; Ascomycota; Dipodascomycetes; Dipodascales.